CCGUUUGCCGUGCCGUCAUACUUGAGAAUAAAUCAAGAAACUAGUCUGCACACAUUGCUUCCCAGUUUUACCAUUAGGCUGUCAAUCCCACUUGAAAAAGGUACCUUUCAGGGGCCGGUUGCUCGAAGCCUGGUUAGCGCUGACCGUUGGUUAAGAGGUAUCAAAAUGUAUAGGUUUCCAUGGUAUUUAACGCUGGUUAGCACUAACCAUGCCUCGAGCAACACGGGCCAGGACUCUACUGCAAAGAUUUUUAAUUAAUAGCCUUCCUGGUCACUUGAAAAUUUGUAAUAAUCCCAGACAUUUUUACGAGGAAGUUAAAUCAUUUCUUCUUUCCAGAUCGAGUGCGCACUUAGGAUUCCUAUUGUAA
Porites evermanni is the source of this 367-nucleotide messenger RNA. The record is from the annotation of a GenBank genome assembly. NCBI's taxonomy places the organism in Eukaryota, Metazoa, Cnidaria, Anthozoa, Scleractinia, Poritidae.